Molecule: messenger RNA, 771 nt
Organism: Haemonchus placei
Lineage: Eukaryota; Metazoa; Nematoda; Chromadorea; Rhabditida; Trichostrongylidae
Source: the annotation of a GenBank genome assembly
AUGUCACGGCUCUUCAUUCUUCCCGGAAUAUUUGCGAUCUCAUCGCUAUCCCUUUGGUAUAUGAUAUGUUCAGCACCAGGCUGGGAAAGUGAAGGUGGUUUUAUUCUUCCGAAGCAGUUUGAGAACUUCACAGUGCUCGCCGAAAAGUUUCGUCGCUAUAAGGAUGAUCAUUUUGGAUAUAUCACCACGCUCUUCAUCUGUGCCUAUUUGUACAAACAAACGUUCGCAAUUCCGGGUUCAUUUUUCCUAAAUGUCAUAGCCGGAGCAGUCUAUGAUUUCUGGUGUGGAUUCCUUCUUUGUUGCAUGUUAACCACAGGCGGGUCUACUCUGUGCUAUCUGUUUUCUGAGCAGUUUGGUCGUGAAUAUGUUAUGUAUUACUUCGGGCAGAAACUCACUUAUUUGCAACAGAAAAUCGACGACAACUCCAAUCGUUUAUUGCCUUUUCUUCUAUUUGCACGGAUUUUUCCGAUUUCCCCGUCGUGGCUGCUGAACAUAGUGGCACCAUUCCUCAAUAUUCCACUGAGGAUCUUCAUUAUUUCAGCUUUCAUAGGUUUGGCUCCUUACAACUUCAUAUGUGUGCAGGCAGGUUAUAUACUUUCCGAACUGCGCUCUUGGGAUGACAUUCUGAGCACGUCGACCAUGUUGAAGUUAUUCUCCAUUGCCCUCCUACCGUUGGCUUAUGCUAUAUACGUUCGACCACAGGCGCAGAAACAUCAGGUAAGAUCUUUAAACGUUCAGCAAAUGUUCGAAACGAAAUAUUCCACUGACUAA